Sorex araneus (European shrew) is the source of this 2794-nucleotide messenger RNA. RefSeq names its product ras homolog family member Q (gene RHOQ). Gene Ontology annotation, molecular function: GTPase activity; GTP binding. Bases 146 to 871 code for a protein of 241 amino acids. The transcript has 5 exons. The record is from RefSeq and is a predicted model, not a curated record. Gene Ontology annotation, biological process: cortical actin cytoskeleton organization; small GTPase-mediated signal transduction. Lineage: Eukaryota; Metazoa; Chordata; Mammalia; Eulipotyphla; Soricidae.
CGCGGGCACAGCGGGCGGGCGCGGCGCGGGCGCGGGCACAGAGGCGGGCACGGCGCCCGGGCCCGCCGCCCCCUGCCCUGGGCCGGGGGCCGCCGCUGCAUGGGGGCGGGGGCGCGGCCGGGGCUGAGCCGGGGGACCAUGCAGCAUGGCCCACGGGCCCGGCGCGCUGAUGCUCAAGUGCGUGGUGGUGGGCGACGGGGCGGUGGGCAAGACGUGCCUGCUCAUGAGCUACGCCAACGACGCCUUCCCCGAGGAGUACGUGCCCACGGUCUUCGACCACUACGCAGUGAGCGUCACCGUGGGGGGCAAGCAGUAUCUCCUGGGACUCUACGACACGGCCGGACAGGAAGACUAUGAUCGUCUGAGGCCUUUAUCAUAUCCAAUGACCGAUGUCUUCCUUAUAUGCUUCUCUGUGGUAAAUCCAGCCUCAUUUCAAAAUGUGAAAGAGGAGUGGGUACCAGAACUUAAGGAAUACGCACCAAAUGUACCCUUUCUAUUGAUUGGAACUCAGAUUGAUCUCCGAGAUGAUCCCAAAACUUUAGCAAGACUGAAUGAUAUGAAAGAAAAACCCAUAUGUGUGGAACAAGGACAGAAACUAGCAAAAGAGGGCAUCACGGAAGCUCCGAGUCUCACAAAUGUGGCCGAGGGGACUCCAGCCUGGCUGAGCUCCACGGAAGACUGCUCCCUGGGGGAAAAAAAGUACAAAACAGAAAAUAAUUCAGUAGGUGUGAAGUAUGUUGAGUUUUCUAACUCUUUAUUAAAAGGGAGUAGAAAAUGCUCCCAUUACAGAAAGUAUAUGUUGUACCUAAGACUUUUAACUUAUAUUCUCCCUCACCCCAAAGCUAAGCUUACUUUUCUGACAAGUGACUAACAUUAUUGAAUCCUAUAUUUUAGAUGUUGUACUCUUAGAGCACUUCUGUGGAGACAGCAUCUAGCUGAUUGGCUCUUUUAAAAUGCACUAUCUGGAGGCAGAAGAAACCAAGAAAACUUUUUGGAGGGCAGGUUUUCCUAAGGCAUAGAUAAGUAGCUUCACUCACAUCACUCUAGAAACUCCAUGUAUUUACGUUUUUGAUCUUGAGAAGAGAAGGAAUUUCUAACUGUCAUAAAGGAAAGACAAAAAUAUUGAUGAUUUUAACUGUCACUGUCAUCCUGCUCAUCGAUUUGCUUGAGCGGGCACCAGUAACGUCUCCAUUGUGAGACUUGUUGUUACUGUGCCCGGCAAGCUCCUGAAAGUAUCCCACCUGUACGGCAGAGCUUGCCAGGCUAACAAAAUUGACAUGUAUGGCAGAAAAGUGUGAAUUAAUAUUCUCAGUAUACAGAAACCUUUUGCAGUGGAUUACUCAGAAAUAAACCUGAGGGGCUGGAUCGAUAGCAUAGCAGGUAGGGUGUUUGCCUUGCACUCGGUCAACCCAGGUUCGAUUCCCAGCAUCCCAUAUGGUCCCCCAGCACCACUAGAAGUAAUUCCUGAGUGCAGGGCCAGGAAUAACCCCUGUGCAUUUCUGGGUGUGACCCGAAAAGAAAGAAAAAGGAAAAGAAAGAGAGAGAGAGAGAGAGAGAGAGAGAGAGAGAGAGAAAGAGAAAGAAAGAAGAAAGAGAGAGAGAGAAAGAGAGAAAGAGAAACCUGAUGGAUACACCUCAGUAGAAAAAUGGGCCCGGACCAUAAAUGGAAAGUUCAGUUAAAAACUGCAGAUUGACCUUGAAGAUAGAAAGUAUAUUUGGGAGUGGAAAGAUAAGUGGGAGGAAGUUGACACUGGUAAUGGGAUAAGUGUUGAAAAAUUGUAUGUCUAAAACCUAACUAUGAAUUUGUAAAUUACAUUGCCUAAAUAUAAAAUUAGUUAAAAAAUAAAGAUAGAAAGUAUAUUCAGACGCCUUGGUCAAAAAAUUCAACUUCUGUGUACAAAAUUAUCACCCAAAAAGGGGAGAGGUCUUUUAACAGCUCUGUUCCAAGUGUGUAAGUAAAUGAGCGCUACUGCACUAUUAUUACUGAUCAGGUUAAUGAUCACUGAACACGUGCAAGAGGCUUAUAGUGAGGCCCACAAAGGAGAAGAAAAAAAAAAAGACAUUCUUUUGAUCUUACAAUUUCACACACAUUCUAUUCUUAGAGAAUUAGAAGGAUCUUGUUUUGGGAGAUGGCUUAUGAAAGUGCUUAAUUGUUUAUAGAGGCAAAAACAAAAACCCCAGCAACAGUGUGUCUAUUAAAAAUGCAUACUAAUCAUCUGCUAAGUAAGAAGUUAAGUGGUUGCGAGACGAUGUGGUCCCAUUCUAGAUCUGUCUGCUGCACUGAGUAGUUACUUCCUUCUUGAGCACGUCUUCAGUGGGCUUUCUUGGAUGCUUCCUUGAAAGGGUCCCUGCAGGUUUCCUCCACUCUCAUUGUCUCGUCUUCAUUUCCUCAACCUCAUCUCUGAAUGAUGGAUCAACACUCAGCUUCUUAUUUUUCCUCCUGUGUCCACCCUCAUUCUCAAGCCCUUGAACUUGUCUUGCUGUUGAUGUCUCCUCAGGUUUCUUAAAUGUCUGCAUUGAGCCUGAACCUCUUGCCUAAACUCUUAUUUCUCAUCUCUUAACAAUCCCAUUUGAAUAGCAAAGCACUGAAAUGUAAUGUCUAAAACCCAGAGUUUCUUAUUUUACCCUCCAAGUUACCCAGGUCAAAAUCUUGGCCGCAUUUCACAUUUGACCAUAACACAGUCAAACCUUGGGCAUUCCAGAUCGCUUUACUGUAGAAUAUAACCAGCAUCCUCAACCCGAUCACCAUCUCUCCUAAGCCUGGAAUUCUGAACAACUUCUGACUCACCUUUCU